Oppiella nova is the source of this 528-nucleotide messenger RNA. NCBI's taxonomy places the organism in Eukaryota, Metazoa, Arthropoda, Arachnida, Sarcoptiformes, Oppiidae. The record is from the annotation of a GenBank genome assembly.
CUGACCACUCUUUGUGUCACUUUGACCGCACUUCUGGUGCUGACCACUGGAAUCGUUGGCGGCAUUUAUCUGUACCGCCAGUUCGCGCAAUACCGCUUGCGACACUUCAGAGGGUGGUGUAGUAUUCCUUAUGUGGAGCCCUCCAGUCGUUACGAGGAAAUGCAUCGAACUUCAGCAUCGAAUCCUGUAUUUGAUGCCCAAAAGCAGGACAACAUUAACAUCGAGACAAUGAUUAAUGAUUUGGCGAAACAGAUGCGCGAAUCAAUGGACGACUCUUUGCUCUCCGAAUCGAAUCAGUAUUUCGAUGAAGAGUUUGAUAUCGACGUUGAGUUCGAACAAUACGAGAGAAUAGAAGUCCCGAACUUUUCGCACGGAAGGAGAGGUCGCUUUGUGCACGACUUCGCUAAGAAUAUGACGGGAAUCAUAGAUGUAGAGGAGGGCCGGUGUUUCGUUCUGCCCCUCAAUCGGAGUCAAGUCCUUCCGCCGCAAUCGCUGUUUGAUUUGGUGGUGAAGAUGAGGACCGGCUAU